This is a messenger RNA of Anthonomus grandis grandis, 1905 nucleotides long. Its product is annotated as 5-methylcytosine rRNA methyltransferase NSUN4. Lineage: Eukaryota; Metazoa; Arthropoda; Insecta; Coleoptera; Curculionidae. Gene Ontology annotation, biological process: rRNA methylation. The coding region runs from base 246 to 1694 and encodes 482 amino acids. Gene Ontology annotation, molecular function: methyltransferase activity. Gene Ontology annotation, cellular component: mitochondrial large ribosomal subunit. The transcript is spliced from 7 exons. The record is from RefSeq and is a predicted model, not a curated record.
CAUAACAUAGGUUUAGGUUAUGGUACUUCAGAUUAAAAUUUAAAAUUUUAUUUUUUUAUUUACAUUACUUUUUAUAAAAUAACGUUUAAUAAACGAAUUAUUCCCUAAUAAGUGUUCAAUUAUUUGUGGGCCUUAGGCUUAACAAUCUUUAAAAUAUAACAAACCGUACAUGGGGUACAUUUUAAGCAUUUCAUCCUACACUGGCCUGUUUUGUUUUGUAAGCUUGGUUGUUUUGUAAUUACACUAUGAUUUCUUAUAGUAUAUUGAAGAGGGUUAAUCAAGUUACUAAAACCUGUGUAAGGUAUAAGAAUCCACCACACCACUGGUCUGUACUUCGGAAGAAAGUUCAUCCCAAAGAUAAGGCUUUGGAUCAUUUCGAUGACUUUUAUAAGCAAGUUUUUAAGAAAAAGUGGCCGUCUAUCAGAGAAGGACUAUUAGCUAAACAAAAAUAUGUAGCUAUUAUAAACAACUAUGGAGACAAAGAGGAAACCAUAGCCAAAUUUGAGAAUAACGGAGCCAUUAAUGUUAGGUCGCUUUUUAACUUGGAAAAAGGAUACAUUAAAGAAGAAAUGGCUAAAAACAAAAGAAAUCGAACAUUGGAGGAAAUUUGGAGAAAGGAUCGCGAAAUGGAACAGAAACAUUCAGAAUCGAAUUCUACAAAUACUGAGGUUCAAGAUGAAGACACAACAGCGAAGUACUCGCUAGAGACGAGCAUGCAAAAUGCAGAAUUGGACUAUAAAAGAAUGGUCGAUUCUAAGAAUGCCCUCUCGACAGAAAUACUCAAUGAAUUUAUACCAGCCACUAAGUUAAAGGGCAACGAAGAUUAUAUACCAGAAUCAACACAUUAUAAAAUGUUCGAUCCUGCUACGUCUACUUUUAAGAUAGAAAAAGAGUAUGACAUGCAUUUUCCGGAAAAUUUGAACGUGUAUUGCUAUGAAGAGAAUAAUUUUAGUUCAUUUGAGCCUUCUGGACGUGCGUCUACAGGGGUGUUAAAUUACUAUAUAAUGGACGGCGGGUCUAUUUUACCAAUUCUCGCUUUAGACCUAACUCCUGGGUGUACUGUUCUUGACUUAUGCGCCGCUCCAGGAGGCAAAAGCCUUCUGGCCAUUCAAACAUUGUAUCCAGACCGUGUGUUAUCGAAUGAUAUAUCAUAUUCCAGAGUAAAUAGAAUUAAACACGUAUAUGAGCAGUUCUUGUAUGACUUGAAUGAAAGAUGGUUCAAGACCGAGAGAGUAAAAUUGAGUCAUGCAGAUGGAAGGAAUCUGUUUACCAAUGGUUUUGACAGAGUUUUGGUGGAUGUGCCCUGUACCACAGAUCGUCACUCUCUCAAAGAAAAUGAUAAUAAUAUAUUUAAACCUUCAAGGGUAAAAGAAAGACUAAAGUUGCCUGAGCUACAAUCAGAGCUGUUAUUUAAUGCUUUAAAAUUGGUGAAAAAAGGAGGGAUCGUAGUUUACUCUACAUGUUCUUUAAGUCCGAUACAAAAUGAUGGAGUGGUCAAUAUGGCAUUAAAAAAAAUUUGGGAGGAGACUAAACUUGAAUUCGUUGUUAAGGAUUUAACUCCAGCGUUACUUCAAGUACGGAGAGUGUUUGAAUUAGCUUCCCCAAGGCUGUUAAGAUACGGGCACCUGGUUUUACCCAAAAAGGCACAGAACUACGGACCCACUUAUUUUUGUAAACUAGAACGAGUUACGUAGCAACAUGAUAACAUAACUUUUUUUUUAAUUAUUCAGUUAUUUAAUUUAAAAAAUUCUUUACAAGAAAAGGCUACAAAAGAGAAUAGUUUUUUUUUUAAUUUUUAAAUUUUGAUGUUUUCGGCUUACAAAUUGUCACAUAUUUUAAAUAGGCUUAUAGUAAAAAAUGAUUGAUUCUUUAAGUAAUAUAAAAAUAUAAGGUGUUAAGUUUUCA